This is a messenger RNA of Lottia gigantea (owl limpet), 240 nucleotides long. RefSeq lists its product as hypothetical. Bases 1 to 240 code for a protein of 79 amino acids. The record is from RefSeq and is a predicted model, not a curated record. Gene Ontology annotation, cellular component: U6 snRNP; U4/U6 x U5 tri-snRNP complex; nucleolus. Gene Ontology annotation, biological process: mRNA splicing, via spliceosome; maturation of SSU-rRNA. The transcript has 3 exons. Lineage: Eukaryota; Metazoa; Mollusca; Gastropoda; Lottiidae. Gene Ontology annotation, molecular function: RNA binding.
AUGAGUAAUAAACAAACACCCAGUGACUUUUUAAAACAGAUUAUCGGCAGACCAGUGGUAGUGAAACUGAAUUCUGGGGUAGAUUAUAGAGGAGUCUUGGCGUGUCUAGAUGGGUAUAUGAAUAUAGCUCUAGAGCAAACAGAAGAGUAUGUCAAUGGGCAACUCAAAAAUAAAUAUGGUGAUGCCUUCAUUAGAGGCAAUAAUGUGUUGUAUAUCAGUACACAGAAAAGAAGAGGAUGA